Pyrus x bretschneideri (Chinese white pear) is the source of this 2609-nucleotide messenger RNA. Its product is annotated as phosphatidylinositol 4-kinase gamma 5. The record is from RefSeq and is a predicted model, not a curated record. NCBI's taxonomy places the organism in Eukaryota, Viridiplantae, Streptophyta, Magnoliopsida, Rosales, Rosaceae.
AGGAUUUGGUGGCUUUUGGUGGAAGACAAACGCUGUGCUGGAAGAAGAAGCCGUGACCCUGAUGGCUGAAUCUUUUAGCCGUCGGAUCUUCUCCGUGUCCUCUGAUGAUCGUCAGCUCUUCUUCUCCUUCUUCUCUCUCCGUGUAUCUCGCUGAUCUCGCCGUCGAAGAUUUUUGAUUUCGGAGACCGCCGGUUUUCGGUUUGCUGAAUCGAGCGGCGUGAUCAGAAAGGUUCCUGAUGUAGUAUCUUGAGUCCACAUCUUGCCUGUGUGAACGUUAUCAACGAUUUUAUAGAGUAAUGUUAGCAUAGUGUAUGAUUGAUUUGCAUAUACCGCGCGAUUCAACAAGGAUUUUUCAUCCUUGUUUGAUGGCUACAAAGUUGGAGAGUCCUGUUAAGACCCAGAUGGCUGUGACACUGCUCGGUGGGCUGCUGAAUGGCGACCGCCUUGAGAGCGCGAGAGGCAGUCUUGCUCGGAGGAGGCGUGUCUUUGUGCAGACUGAGACUGGGUGUGUUUUGGGAAUGGAGUUGGAAAGGGGUGACAAUGCCCACACGGUUAAAAGGAGGUUGCAGCUUGCCCUCAAUGUACCUACGGACCAGAGCUCUUUGACGUUUGGGGAUCGUAUAUUGAACAAUGAUCUUAGUGCCAUCCGCAAUCGUUCAACGCUACUACUUGCUAGGAAUGUCAUGAACAGAAGCUCGUCAACUCCUUGUCUGUCACCUACUGGGCAAAAUCUGCAGAGGGAUCAGGGUGAUUCUAUUGAGGUUUUGGGGUGUCCAAAUAAUUUUGCGAGAAUUGAUGAACUGGUUAAGGAGAUUGUGGUUGCUAUCAAGAAGGGUUUUGAUCCGAUCCCCGUGCAUAGUGGGCUUGGUGGUGCUUACUUCUUCAGGAACAUCAUGGGCGAGAGUGUUGCCAUCGUGAAGCCAACAGAUGAGGAGCCAUUUGCACCGAACAACCCUAAAGGCUUUGUAGGCAAGGCACUCGGGCAGCCUGGCCUGAAGCGUUCAGUGCGAGUUGGGGAAACUGGGUUUCGAGAAGUUGCUGCCUACCUUCUGGAUUAUGAUCACUUUGCUAAUGUGCCUCCAACUGUUCUUGUGAAGGCUGCACAUCAAAUCUUCAAUGUUAAUUAUGGCGUCAAUGGAGAUAAGAUUCAGAAGAAGAAAAGGGUUAGCAAGAUUGCGUCUCUGCAGCUGUUCAUCCCUCAUGACUUUGAUGCCAGUGACUAUGGAACUUCAAGCUUUCCUGUAUCAGCCGUUCAUAGAAUAGGCAUUUUAGACAUUAGGAUCUUUAACACUGACAGGCAUGCUGGGAACCUUCUGGUUAAAAAGCUUGAUGGGGAGUUUGGUAAGGUGGAGCUCAUUCCAAUUGACCACGGACUUUGCUUGCCGGAGCACUUGGAAGAUCCAUAUUUUGAGUGGAUUCAUUGGCCUCAGGCAUCAAUUCCUUUCUCUGAUGAUGAGCUUGAGUAUAUAAGUAAUCUUAAUCCAAUUUGUGACUCUGAGAUGCUGAAAAUGGAGCUUCCCAUGAUCCGAGAGGCAUGCCUUAGAGUUCUGGUCCUGUGCACAAUAUUUCUUAAGGAAGCUGCUGCUUUUGGACUCUGCCUUGCUGAGAUUGGUGAGAUGAUGAGUAGGGAGUUUGGAGGGCAAGAGGAGAAGCCAAGCGAACUUGAAGCUGUAUGCCUCGAGGCCAGGAAGAUCAUAGCAGAUAUGAACUUGUCAACCUUUGAGGCGGAAGAAGGAAAUGAAGAGUUUCUGUUUGAUAUAGAUUGUGAGAAUGCUGGGAUUCUUGAUCCUUCAGACGUUAUGUCACAUCACUUCUUUGAUCAGGUUUCAUAUCCUUUUGGGUCUAGAGGCGCUGAUGGUCGAAACUUGCUGUCCAAGCUAGAUGAGUGUUUGGAAGAGGAUGAAGUUAGGCAGACGGAAUCACUAUCCAGCCAAAUUUGUAUCAAACCUGCUUCAAAAUUGCCCCUUCCUCCGAAAAGAAUAGAUGUGGGUGGGAGAAGCCGGCUCCAGAGAGCUGCAACCAUAUCCGGAAUCAGAAGAAGUGCAAAUGAUCAGUUACCAACCUCACCAUGCUUCGUGAAGGUUGCUGACAUGAGUGAGGAGGAAUGGAUUCUGUUCCUUGAAAAGUUCGGUGAGCUUCUUUACCCCGCCUUUGGCAACCGAAGGUCUGCAACACUCAGGCAGAGAAAGAGACUUGGAACAUCUUGCAGAUUUUAACCUAAUUCGACUGCUAGUUUGACAUAGAAGCGCGGAACCGCAGAGUACAAGCUGCCAUCAGUUUUUGUUGGGGGAUUUGGGGAUUCUCUAAUUUCUGCAGCAACGAAGAACAUCGUCAUCAGCGGUAUAAGCAGUCUACAGUACAGUUAUGUAGAUAGUUUUAGAAUCAAGAGGGAUCCGGGAUCAGCUCGAGUGCAGGAAUAAAGAUCACAAAUCGGUCUUCUUCGUUUUCUGUUUUAUGCUUGUAGUUUCCUUUCUGAGUUCUGGCAAGAAUUCAGUUGUAGAAAACUAGAGAAAGUACAGAUAGAAAUGGGAAAAAGCAAAUACAAUAUGGUGUGUGUGUGUGUGUGUGUGUGUAUAUAUAUAUUGCUAGUAGUUUCUUUAAAUUGUUCA